AAUAGUUUCACCAAUACGGAAAAAAAUAAGACAUGCUUACCAGUUUGCUUUGCGUAAUUUUACUGCUGAAUUUGAUUCAAAUUUGCAGCACCGGAAUCGGGUGUUUUGGAUGCAAACCUGUGAAGUCCCGAUCUCAAAAAACUCUGCCUGGGCCCAUGAAAAAAAUGAUUGAAUUUGAUGAAAAUGACAUUGAGCAGAAUGGGGAUCCAAUCACAUUUGCUUGUAUUCACAAACCCGGCCAAACUGAGUUUACGAUGGCGAUGAGUAAUAACGCAGCUGAAAUGUCAACCUUGAUCCAGGCAUUGGGACAUAACAAACGGGGACUAUCGAUUUUUUUCACCGGAAUCGGUGCGAUUUUGAUGGAAAAAAAUGCUACUCAACUGGAUGGUAAAGGCUGGUACGAAUCAAGCGAUACAAAUAUAUGUUACGUUGGCUAUCAAUAUAUGAAAUCUAAAACAGUAGCUAUAAAGAAGUUACUUCACUUGAGAAGUAUGAUCAAGGACAAGCGCCCUCAUUUCGUAGCCAAAGAAACGUGUGAUUUUUUUAUGAAAGUGAGAAUAAUGUGUAUGGAAUCCGGGCACAACUGCCUCGAUGAUAUUUCGAAUAUGGUUGUGGUUGGUUAUAGCCUCGGUGCGCAUAUUGGAGCUUUUUUUGUUCGUUGUUUGUUCCAAAGGACCGGUCAGAGAAUUGGAAAAUUAAUAGGCCUAGACCCGGCGGCAUGUACACAAUUCAUGGAUAAAUCCAAGUAUAUCCAAAGUGGUGAUGCUUUUAAUGUACAAACGAUUCAUACGUCUUCGACGUCUGGAACAAACGAACGGCUGGCAGAUAGUAACAUCGAAGUGAAUCACAAUUGCCCACUUUGGGAUCUUGAGAAUACUCAUCGAUUGGCUAAAUUUAUGCACAUAAUUGUGUCCGCCCGAAAAGCAGUCAUGAUCGCUGUAGCUAAGGGCCAUGGAAGAGUGAUCAAUUUACAAGAUACCGAAGUCCAUGAUAUCCAUGUAGCUGCAGAUGAAUGUGUAAUUGGUGUCUACAAUCAGGAUGUGCCAAGCGAAAGUCAACCAAGAAAGAAAUAUGAAAUAUCUUUGCGGUGGGAUUGUAAAUCAGCAGAGGGAAUACAAUUGAAAACAGUUUCAAAAUAA
Molecule: messenger RNA, 1139 nt
Organism: Sitodiplosis mosellana (orange wheat blossom midge)
Lineage: Eukaryota; Metazoa; Arthropoda; Insecta; Diptera; Cecidomyiidae
Exons: 6
Coding region: 33-1139 (368 amino acids)
Molecular function (GO): lipase activity
Source: RefSeq, a predicted model, not a curated record